AACCGCCAUAAAAAAAUCAAGAAGAAGAAUAUAAUCAUCCACCAGAUGAUAAAAGCAGUUUUGUUUUUUGCCGGACAGCGCGUAAUUCGGGCUUUAACGGUGCGAGUUUUACUCUGGAAGGUCCAGUAAUGGCCUCAUCGCUGGGUUUGUUCGCCGGACCGGAAGUGCUUGAGGACGCGAACCACGCUCGGGGUUUGAUGAACGAGCUUAAAAAGAUGUACGACUGCCGUUUGCUGGGCGACGUUACCAUAGGGGUCGAGUGUGAAGAGGAGGCGGAGGAGAAGGUGUCACCGGAGCACAGCGGAGGAAGAGGAGGAGAAGGGGUUGAGGUUGGCCAUUUGUUUCUUUGUAGCCGCAACGUCCUGGCCGCCGCCAGUCCGUACUUCAAGAGCAUGUUCACGGGCGGGUUAACCGAGAGCGCCCAGGAGAGAGUCCUCAUCCGCGGCGUGGACUCUGAGUCCAUGUCGGUCAUCAUCGACUACUGCUACACAGGCAGGGUGACCAUCACGGAGAGCAACGUGCAGAGGCUGUACGCGGCGGCCAACAUGCUGCAGCUGGAGUACAUCAGCAGAGUCUGUACCGACUUCAUGAGCAGGAGGCUGGAUCCCUCCAACUGUGUGGCGAUGCUGAAGCUCGCAGACACCUACAACAACCCGGAGCUGAAGAAGAACGCCCAGGUGUUCAUAGCCAGGAACUUCACCCAGGUGUGUAACGCUGGAGACCUCUGCGAGCUGAACUCGGAUCAAUUUAAAGAGCUGCUGUCUCUGGAUACUUUGGACGUGGACUGCGAGAAGACUGUGUGUUCAGCAGCUGUUCAGUGGCUGGAGGGGAAUGCAGCGGUGGAUAAAGAAGAAGCUCUGCAGGUGCUGAAGUGUGUGCGCUGGAGCCUGUUCAGCGAGGAGGACCUGGAGAGCCUCAAAGAGAGGCCUCUGAUGGAGACCUACCUGUCAUCCUUUUUCAGGACGUCUUCAGAGGGGGGCUGCAAGGUGCCCGCACCUCUGGACGUGCAAAAACACAGGAUAGGUGUGAGUGCAAAAGAGAUGAUUCUCUUUUUUGGCCGGCCUAACGAAGUCAUAAUGUGCUGCGAACCUUACUCAGAGGAUCUUUAUAUCAUGUCUCCGGCUUCCGUGCCUUUCACUAGUCAAGAAUACAAAAGCUCCAAUACAGCGCCUGUUAUCGCUUGCUCCACGCCUGAUAACAGCUUGUAUUUAACGUCCCACCUUUCCAAACAGUUCUGGGUGUAUAAUCCUGUCCUCAAUAGAUGGCAGGAGUUGGCAGAGAGGCUGCUGGGCAGAAUCCACGCUGGGAUGGUCUAUCUGAAUGGUCACAUCUAUCUUCUGGGAGGAAGAAAUCCAGUUACAGAUAUCAGAUUGAAGGAGGUGGAGUGUUACAGCAUCCAAAGGAACCAGUGGAUGUUUGUGGCGCCUCUGCCUCACUAUUUGGGUAAAAUGCAAGUGGUGGCUGUGAAUGAUCACCUGUACGUGCUCAACAAAAGGAGAAUGCUCUGCUACGACCCCAAGAAGAACCACUGGCUUCAAUGCGGAUCACUCAGGAGAGACAAGCUUCACAAGGCCUGCAUCUUCCAGGAGCAGAUCGUCUGCGUGUGCGACAUCCCCGUGAUUAAAGCUUACAGCCCCACCAGAGGGGAGUGGAAGAGGUUUGGGGACAUUCCCAUGGAGAACGGAGCAGUGAACUACCAGGUGAUCCAGCACAGAGGGAAGCUGUUGCUGCUCACGCACAUGUUGCACCGGAACAACAGGGACAGGGUCCUCAUCCACGAGUACGACCCCAACCGGGACGCAUGGAAGAACCUCAUGGCAGUCUACGUGUCCGCUAUGGGACCGGUGUGCGUGUCGACGCGUGUGUACCCAGCGUUCCUGCGGUCCGGUCACAGAUUCUCCACAGAGGAGGACGAUGACAGCGGCUCCAGUGCUGACUGGGACCCAGAUAUCCUAACGGAUGCUGAGUCUGAUUCAGGCAGCUCCAGUUCCUUCUCUGAUGAGAACAUGCACUGAGCUGAUAGACUACCUGUCCAUUUUUUUUAUG
Molecule: messenger RNA, 2046 nt
Organism: Cyprinodon tularosa
Lineage: Eukaryota; Metazoa; Chordata; Actinopteri; Cyprinodontiformes; Cyprinodontidae
Gene: kbtbd7
Product: kelch repeat and BTB (POZ) domain containing 7
Exons: 1
Coding region: 129-2015 (628 amino acids)
Molecular function (GO): protein binding
Source: RefSeq, a predicted model, not a curated record